Chelmon rostratus (copperband butterflyfish) is the source of this 2251-nucleotide messenger RNA. It is a transcript of the gene mpp2b, whose product is annotated as membrane palmitoylated protein 2b. Lineage: Eukaryota; Metazoa; Chordata; Actinopteri; Chaetodontiformes; Chaetodontidae. The record is from RefSeq and is a predicted model, not a curated record. The coding region runs from base 235 to 1878 and encodes 547 amino acids. Gene Ontology annotation, molecular function: protein binding. The transcript has 14 exons. Gene Ontology annotation, cellular component: plasma membrane; cell-cell junction.
UCAGGGUCAGUGCUACCGGAGCAGCCAACUGGCUUUUAAUCAAUGGGGCUAUUUGUAAGAGCGCGCGAGCCGUUUUAGGGACCUGCCGCCGUGCUUCAACAGCUGCGAGGAGACCGCCGGAGACGUCUCAGAAAGCCCGCUGUAUCUCAGACCGAGGAGGCAUCCGGAUAAAGGUGACCGGGCAGUUGACCUAACAAGUUUUGUGGAGGAUACUGGGAGGAACCAAUUUUCAAAAUGCCCGUGGCAACAUCCAGCUCUGACUCCGCCAUGCAUCAGGCCCUGGACACACUGAGUGACAGCACAAGCUCCACGACUGCCAAUGACCUGGACCUCAUCUUCCUCAAAGGGAUAAUGGAGAGCCCAGUGGCUCAUGAGCAGUUCGAGGAACCCAAGCUCGAGGCGGUGAGGGAGAACAAUGUGGAGCUGGUCCAGGACAUCCUCAAGGAGCUCAGCCCGCUCGCACACAGGAGCCAGGCCGCCAACGAGCUGGUCCGCAUCCUGAAGGAGCCUCACUUCCAGUCCCUCCUGGAGACCCAUGAUUCUGUGGCCUCCAAAAACUACGAGACUCCUCCCCCCAGCCCCUGUUCCUUCAUGGACGCCGCCCUCAACAACCAGCCUGUUCCCCCAGACGCAGUCAGGAUGGUGGGCAUCCGUAAGGUGUCUGGUGAGCAUCUGGGAGUGACAUUUCGAGUGGAGAGCGGCGAGCUGGUGAUUGCCAGGAUCCUCCACGGCGGCAUGAUUGACCAGCAAGGUCUGCUCCAUGUGGGCGACAUCAUCAAGGAGGUGAACGGCAAGGAGGUGGGCAACGAUCCCAAAGUGCUCCAGGAGAUGCUGAAGGAGGCGAGCGGCAGCGUGGUGCUGAAGAUCCUGCCGAGCUACCAGGAGCCACACACAGCGAGACAGGCCUUUGUGAAGUGUCACUUUGACUACGACCCAUCCCAUGAUAACCUGAUUCCCUGUAAGGAAGCAGGCCUGAGCUUCAGCAGUGGAGACAUUCUGCAGAUUUUCAACCAGGAGGAUCUCAACUGGUGGCAGGCCUGCCACAUAGAGGGAGGCAGUGCAGGUCUCAUUCCGAGCCAGCUACUCGAGGAGAAGAGGAAAGCGUUCGUGAAGAGAGAUCUGGAGCUGGCUACCACAGGUCCGCUAUGUGCUGGGAUGGGUGGUAAGAAGAAGAAAAAGAUGAUGUAUUUGACUACCAAGAAUGCAGAAUUUGAUCGCCAUGAGCUGCGGAUAUAUGAAGAGGUUGCCAAGGUCCCGCCCUUCAGGAGGAAGACGCUGGUUCUGAUUGGUGCGCAGGGGGUCGGCCGACGCAGUCUGAAGAACAAGCUGCUGGUGUCGGAUCCCCAGCGGUAUGGCACCACCAUCCCCUUCACCUCCAGAAAGCCAAAAGUGGAUGAGAGGGAUGGCCAGAUGUACUCCUUCAUGACCCGCAGUGAAAUGGAGUGCGACAUCAAAAAUGGACGUUUCUUGGAACACGGCGAGUAUGACGGGAACCUGUAUGGCACGAAGAUCAACUCUAUACACGAGGUGAUAGAAACAGGAAAGAUAUGCAUCCUGGACGUCAACCCACAGGCUCUCAAAGUCCUGCGGACGUCAGAGUUCCUGCCCUACGUUGUGUUCAUUGAAGCUCCAGAUUUUGAGGUUCUCAAAGCAAUGAAUAGGUCAGCGAUUGAGUCGGGAGUGGUUACAAAACAGUUAACGGACUCUGAACUAAAGAGGACGGUGGACGAGAGCGAGCGCAUUAAGCGAGCCUAUGGACAUUACUUUGACCUCUGCAUCGUAAACGACGGCCUGGAAGCAGCGUUCCGAAGUCUAAGGUCGGCGCUGGAGAAACUGUCGACGGAGCAGCAGUGGGUGCCUGUCAGCUGGGUCUUCUGAAAGUGACCGAGGUCUCACCAGCAAAGUGCCAGGACGAUUGGACACUGGCAGCUCCAGGGGGCUGUCUCCAUGCAGUCAUCGGUGGUGGAGGUCUGUAGUGAAGGGCCAAGCGUCAUGAUUCAGUGCAAAUGACCAGCCUCAUGUAGAACGUUUUGUACAAACUUAGUGUUCUUCUGUUGAGCCUAAUGUCAAGCUGUAUUUUAUUUGUCAGAUUCGGAUUAAUUUUAUUGGUAUUUGCUGAGAAGGAUUUAGAGUUGAUUAUGAGGUUUAGUGCAAUAGCGUGAGUGAGUGUGUGUAUGUCAUCAUAAAUGUGGAAAUAGACUUAGAGUAAAGAAUAUGUUUUGCAGAUAACAGUGCUCUAUUGAAGGCUUUC